This is a messenger RNA of Marasmius oreades (fairy-ring Marasmius), 738 nucleotides long. RefSeq lists its product as uncharacterized. NCBI's taxonomy places the organism in Eukaryota, Fungi, Basidiomycota, Agaricomycetes, Agaricales, Marasmiaceae. The record is from RefSeq and is a predicted model, not a curated record. Bases 1 to 738 code for a protein of 245 amino acids. The transcript is spliced from 10 exons.
AUGCUUUUGCGGUGGGAACUAGUUCUGUUGGGCGCUAACAACCCGCGAGAGUGUGCGAUCGGUUAUUCGUUGAGCGGAUGGAGUUCGGUUAUGGGGAUCCUGCUUUCUGAACUCAUCCUUGGACUUCGGAUAUGGGGUGUUUGGGGAAGAAAGCCCUCCAUAGCGGCCAUACUGGUGGUUAUCUCGUUAGGCUGCUCAAUUCCUGCAGUCAUCUUCUUCGAAAGAUUCCUGAAAGGAAUUCAAUAUCCUGAGCUGAAUAUAGCUGGCCCGGAUCAGCUUCGAAGAUGUUUAACUUUGAUGAGGAACAAGGAGGUCUAUGUGUGUUGGAUCUUGUUGAUGAUCUAUGACAGCACUAGCUUCAUACUGAUGGCGAUUCCUGGGUUCCAGGCCUAUCGGACAGGGGGAAGCUCGAACUUAGUUAAGGUUGUUUAUCGGGAUGGCGUCAUUUACUAUGCAUUGAUAUUCAUGGUAUCGUUGAUAAACGUUAUCAUCAUUCUCCUUUUACCGGCUGACCUCGUAAUAAUCAUCUCGCCUUUUGAACGUGUCCUUCACUCCGUUCUUGCCAGCCGUGCAAUUCUUCACAUACGAAAAGUGGCUCUUCGAGAUAACAUUCAGACGGAUGUCACGUUCGGCGGAAUGAUGACGACGAUAGAUUUCACUUCUCAAGACGCCGAGAUGUCUAUCGCCUCGAGCGUCCUUCGAUCUACCGCUGAGCCCGACGACCAGAACCAAAAAUGA